CUGAGGCUCAUUCCUGCACUGAAACCAUCUGCUGAGCGCCUGACACGGAGACACAGAGACAGUGAGAGAGAAACUGUGACAGAGACAGAGAGGAGACUCCUCCAGGCCUAAUUUCAGCUGUUUUUUUAAUUUUUGAACAGAAUGAGAGGCUAAAGAAAACUGACUUUUUCUCCACUUGGAAGGUUUUGUCGAUUUGGUGGAUUAAACACAAUGGAUCAGGUAUGUAGCCCUUUAACGACUUCAAACCCUCCCUCUUAGAGGACUUGUUUUCCGUUUCUGUCCUCUAAGUAUACUGUUUCUACUUUAAGUCUACAGUUUCAUAUCAAAAUAAUAUCAGAUAAAUCCUCAGAAAGCUCUGAUUUAUCAUCUGUAAAGCUGAAAGGGUCAUUGCACAAUAAUCUGAAUCUUAAUCUAAACAGGCUAAUUUGAAGAUUUUGAGGUUCACUCUGGAUGUUUAUUCAUAUUUACUGCAAAAACUUUAAACGUAAUACCUUUUUGUCUCAUACCUGGUUCAAAAAAAUAUCUCAUUAGACCACAUGUGUCACACUAACCUGACAGGUCCGGAUAAACGUCGUAUUUCAAGUCAUUACAAGCCAAAAAUAAGGCCUACAUUUAUUGAAAUGGGACAAAAUCUGUGAAUGGGGCAAUAAAGGUGUUCUUGCUAAUUUCAUUCAGUUGAGACAUUAUAUCUUCCUGAAAUAUGCAGGUGAACUAUUGUGACCUAUCAGACAUUAAAUAGAACAAGACACUAGUUUAGUGUACUAUAAUCUGGGUGAAUGUUAGUCAUCAUAUCAUCUUUCUUUUUUUUUUUUUUUUUUAAUAAUUCUGACUCUCUAACAUCCCGUGUGUAGAAAAUUUUAUUCAGAUAAAUGCCAAAAAUUUCCCCCUACUUUGUCCAGAAGAAACAUGCUUUAAACCCGGAGUGUGAUUCUGUUGUGAAAUAUAACACUGAUGAUCAACACUGUCAGGAAUUUUAGAGUAAUAAAACAGUAAAAUGCUCACAGCAGUUUACUUUACUGUAACCUACUGUCAUUUUUCCUCCAUUUUUUGACCAAUUUUCUUGCCAGUUUUUGACCAUCUCUUGGUUGAUUUUUGGCAGUUUCAACCACUUUUGAAUGUUUUAUUUUAGCCAUUAUUGGCCAGUUUUGACUGUUAUUUCACUGUUUCUUUGGUAGUUGCUGCACAGAUUGGAUUUGUUUGAAAAAAGGUGGCAUCUGUUUUUAUUUUUGAUAAAAAAUGGCACCCAAACAGGAACUCUAAGAUAAAGUUUUAAACUUCUUUAAUGAACAGAGCUUCAACAGGACUUUGUGGACAAUAAGAAAUUAGUGUCAAAAUGCAAUUAGACUGUCAGAAGUUACAUGACAACUAAGGAAAAUGAAAACCAUAAAAAGCAUCAAAUCAUAGAAAAAAAUAAGAAAAAAGUUGAAACAUACUUUCUUGUGCACAGAUUUAUAACCUACAUCAGAAAACAAUCACACCCAUCCUGCUGCUUUAUGAAGUUAAACCACAGUUAUCUACUGUUUUUGUGGGUUGACAGCAUUAAUUAAUACCAUUUAUCUAGCAGUGUUUUACAGAAAUACACCGUAAGAUACCGUCCUACAUCCACCUUACAUUUACAGGAAUCUGUUACAGUGUUUUCUCCAUCCUAUCUUGUCUUCUCAGACACCAUCAGCUGAAUGUGUCUCUGACCUGUUGACCUCACAGUAAUGUGUCACAUGUAAUUCCUCCUCAGGAGAACUCACUGGACUUUCAGGCCCUCAGGGCAAAGUUUCAGGAAGAAGACAUCCACUAUAAGCAGCCGAAGAUCAAACCCGCUCUGCCAGAGAAACCAAAGGUUGUCCCCCCACCCUCCAGCCCCACCCACUACCUGCCCGCAGGGGCCCGCCCCUCCCUGCUCACCUCCAUCAGCCAGUCCUUGGAGGGGAAGUCUCAGGUCGCCCCCAGAGUGGUCUUUAAGGACGAUAAGAAGGAGAGCAAGAAGCCUCUGCUCCUAAAUCACGGUAAGGGGAAGGAGAAGAGUGAGAAGGUGAAGAAAGGGAAGGACAAGGCAACAAAGGGCAGUAAAGAGCAUCUGGACCAGGAUUUACCCCAGGACAAGCCGAAGAAGGAGGGCAAAGAGAAAAGGAUCUCCAUAUUUCCCCUCACGCCAAAGGAAAACACCACAGAGCUGGUGCCAGUGGCACCUCCACCUAAGAAUACAGUGACAAAGAAGAAAGGCUUCCUCGGCUUCAGAAAGUCCAUGAAGAAAGAGACAGUGGAGGUGCCCUCAGACCCCAUCCUGGACAUUCCCAGUACAGAAGUUCCCGGGCCAGUUCCUCUGAUCCCGGUACCAUCUGACUUUGAUGACACCCUGCCUGAGCCCGAAACCAGCCCCCUGAGGGCUCUGCUCCCAAACAUCCCUACCCUUCCUGACCCCGGUACUGCUGUGGAGGUGACCCCAUCCUCCAUCACCCCAGACUCCCCUGACCUUACCCAGCCCCCCGCCCUCAUCCCUGCAGUCCCCCAGAGUGAAACCUCCUUUCAGGUAGAAACUCCAGCUUUGAACAUCUCCAGACCAGUCAGUCAGAACGACCUCAGUCCACCCAGCGCCAUCCCCACGCCCCCACCCGGCCAAGCUGCUCCUCCAGUCAUCUCCACCCCCUCCCCCACACCCCCUGAACCGGUGGCUGUAGCUGAGCCUGAUAUUGAGGCCAUGAUCAGGGCAGCAGUGGAGAAACCCCCCACGCCAGUCAUAGAGCCUCCAUCUAAGACACCAUCUCCCAAACUGGAGCGCCCGGUCUCUGCCCUGUCAGCCCUGGAGAGGGCGGAGGAGCUGAGUCCGGCCAAGAAGACUGUACCCUGUGACCAGAGGAUCUUCAACGCCCUGCAGAAAGCCCGCAAGAAGACCCCCAGGUAAACCGCCCCCACCUUUUUCACACACAAACUCAGAAGGUUCCAAACUGUCAGAGCUUACUCUGUUUUUUCUUUCCAGCUCUAUGUCAAACCCCACCUCCACCUACUCCAUCACCCCUCCUCCUGAAGAGUACCCCCCUCCUCAGAGUCCCACCAACUCUUUCCCAGAGCUCCCACCUAUUGACUAUGAGGCUGGAAAAAUGCCUCUGGUCAACGGCCUGGACCACAGUAAGUUCGACUCUCUCAGAGUGUUUACAUCUUGGUUCUGAUUCUGAUCCUGGUUCUGAUCAUAUUGAUGAUAUGGUGUUCAAAUACACAUGGAGAAACCUAGUUCUGAUUACAGAAGUUUAUUCCUAUAGAUGCCUGGGAUCGUUACAUUUAUACCUCAAACCACAGGGAUUUAGAAAUCAGAGGAAAACCAGAGUACUGUGGAUCAUAAUAGACUGACCACUAUUGAAUUAUGAUUUAGUAUUUAAAUUUAGUGUUUAAAAAAAAGUCUGAAAUUUGUCUGGAAUUACCACAAAAUGUCAGCAUCAAGCGCAGAUGUGGUGCACUGUUGUUAUGACUGUUGCAACAUACUGAUGUCAGUCAUAAAUGUCUGUUUUAAAAAAUGACACUGAUAUUCAGAGAUUCAUUAUGAAUCAAAGACAACAUCAGGUUAAUCUUCAGAUUACUGAUAAAUGAAACAUUUUACUUUUUAACUUGAACUGUUUUUUUUUAGUCAGUUCAGUGACUUCCUGUCUAUGAGAUGUAGCUUAAACUUCAAAAUAAAAGCACAUUUUUACCAUAUGGAAAAUAAAGGAACCUAAACACAAGAUAGGAAACUAUCAAAAUAAAAUCAUGACAGACAAUCUGAAAUUUUGAAAUAGUAUUCUUAUCAUGAUGUUUUAUGCUAAAAAGCUGAUAUUAUGACGGCCCUCAUUGUAGUAAUGCGUCUUCAGUACUGCCUUAUGUGGUCUGACUCACUCUUCUGUUUGUGUUGGUAAACCAGCAUCCUGUAUCAUGUUCAUCUCAGAACACGAUCAGUGUUUUGAUACUUUCUCCGUCUAAACUUUAAAUUAACUCAUUUUAUUACCCCAAAAACACUCAGUUUCUUUGUUGCUCCAGAUGUAAAAUCUUCGUGUUGCAGCGGCCAUGUUUAUUUUGAGACUCCGCUUGGCUGGAGUCUCACCUGUGUAGGUAGUCAGCAGCUGUUAGAAAACAGGGUAAGGCGUAUAGAUGCCACAUUAUGCUGUUUCUCCGGGAGUUCCCCAGGUUGAAACAUUUGGUUUCUCCAAACCAGAGAACUUAUCCCUCACUGCAAAACCUCGAAUAUAAGUGUCUUUGUGUCAUUCCCUGUGAAAUGUGACAUAAUGAGUUAAACAUAAGCCACCUGACAGGUAUAGAAAAUAUAAUUUUAGAGAUAUAACAUGCAAGAAAUAAUACUUGAAUUAAUUUUAAUGAGUAAAAACAGAAAUCUUAGAAUGGAAUAAGAAAAAAUACUUGCCAAGCAUUUUUAUAUUUUGAGAAAGUGAGGUCUGCGCUUGGAAAGGUAACUUAUUCUAUUUCCAUCAGCAAACGUCUUUUUCAGAUCCUAUAUUUGGUGUCAUAUCUUUAAAUAUUGACUUGUCAGGUGACUGUGAUUUGAAUAUAUCCUAACAAGUCAUAUUUCACUCGAAAUAAGACAGAAACGUUUGCUGAGAUUUGGAUUUUUGCUGUAUCAUUUCUGAAGUCAGGUUCUGAUAUUUUCAUGAACAAACCAGCCCAGCUCAAGCCCAAGUAAACGCAGUCAUUUCUACACACUUUUCAUUCUGUUGUCGUUUCAUUUCUUUUUUUGUUUCUUUUCUGAGAGCGUUUACCUGACGCUAAAACUCACAGCAGCAUAUCUCAACAUCAGUGUGUCAGGUACGUGGUGUGCACCUGUGCAGCUGCGCAUCAUCAUUUGUUUCAAGAAGGAAACCUGGAAUGUGCAGUAUGGUUUAUGCUGCAGGGUGGCCUCAGGUGUUGUUAGAAAACACACACACACACACACACACACACACACGACCUGACAUCCUGACAUUCGUCCUCUGUGCCAGAAACAACUGAGCAGCAGGCAGGGCAGAGCUGCAGGAAUGUGAGCGAUGAAGCAGCAGGUCCAUCAGAGACACAAACACAGUUUAUAACAUCAGUCACACACUGAGAGUGAGUCUGCUGCUGCUGUCUGCACUUCACUCACUCUCAUUAGAAAAAGAUGUUCAAACCUUAGCAGAAUCUAUCUAUCUAUCUAUCUAUCUAUCUAUCUAUCUAUCUAUCUAUCUAUCUAUCUAUCUAUCUAUCUAUCUAUCUAUCUAUCUAUCUAUCUCCAUUUGUAUAGUACUUUUCACACAAAGGAAAGAGUACUUGACUCUACCAAACCCCAUCCCCGUCCCCUCAUCCCCGCUUUGCAAUCCAAACACAACAGGCGAGUUAUAAAAUGCAUUGACUGAAUCGAGCUUCAUUUAGUCAAAGCAGGAUUAUGUGCCCUGAGUAAAUGCCACCUUAAAAUUCAAAAUGCCAGGACACAAACCUCCCACCGUUUUCUCUGAAGUGCAGACCCAUUUUUUUUUAGAAAAUAAGUAAAGCAAGUAAGAAAAAAAAGUGAGGUUUAUCAUAAGAGAUGAUACAGUUACUAAAAAUGCUGUUGAAUUUGACAAAAGAAAUAUUUAAGUCAAAAACCAAAACUUUUGCACGAUCAGUCAGAUACAUGAAGUCAGCAGUCAAGAAGAUGAAGAUGGUAAACACAAAGACAGAACCAAAGUCUGGUCUCUGUCUUGGUCCACCAACCCUCACUCCCUCCUCCUCCUCCUCCUCCUCCUCCUCUUCCUUUGUCUCUCAGAUUGUCUCCAUCCAUCUCUUACAUCACCUUUAGCUAACCUGUGCUCUAAGCUGGUUUAUUCUGGUUUCAUCUCAUCAUUUGCAUUAGGUGUGUUUUGUUUAAAAUCUGAGAGUGCAAACUUUGACACCUUUGCUGUAAUUAUAUUUUACUUCUGACACAUGUGGUUACCUUCAUCCAUUCCAGAUUUAUCACGUGUAAAAUAUUGGAUUUGUUUAGAGAGUGUAUUUUGGGUGUUGCUAAGAAAGUGACUGAGAUCGUCAAAGUGUGACUGACUUGGUAAAAGUUUUGAAGAUUUUACCAGAAGAGAUAUAAGUUCAGUAAAGGGCUCAGACCACUCACCAUUUAAAAGUUUUAAAAAAUUUGUGAAUAUAAUUAGUUUAAAGAAUCUCUAACAGACAAUCUGGGGUCAGGAAUGAGCUGUGGAAGAUAUCAGCAAGUGAAAAGUAUAAAAAAAAAGAUCUCAUCCACAAGUGACAGUGACAUGAUUGCAGUGACAUAGCUCCUUAUCAACAGAUCUGCCGAGUCAAAAACGCUGAACCGUGAGAUUUGUGAGAAAAGGAAAAAGCUGCUGCAUCACUCUCAACAAAAUGACACUGUCAAAAGCAGUGAUUUAUCCUGCAGGGCAUGAAAGUCGUUGGUCUAGUCACUUUGUUUGUAUCUUGGUGCAACUUUUGUGUUUCUGAACAGUGAGUUUGGACCUAAUACAUUAUUUGGGUUUAGAUAGGACAGAGGUAGACCAGCAACACCUGUAUAGGCCAAUUAAAACUCCAGGUUUCCUCAUCCUCGUCUGGUGUGUUUAUCAAGGAGACAUUUUUAGAGGAUACAGUUUAGAUAAGUGUUGCAUUCGAGUGUUAUUGCAGGUGCAACAGUCUGUCUCAUCACCUGAUUUGAUCUACUGGAUCUACUGUAGAACUUUUAAUGUCAGCUGUACCCCCAGUUUGUGCCACCUUUCAUUUGAACCACAGUACUGACACUGUAAGCUGAACAAUUUCUGCUCUGGUUGCUGAGUUCUUAAUAGAAAAGAAGUUCUCUUUCUUGUAAUGAAGAAAAGAGGCAGUUCAUUAAUUAUAUCAGAAUACAGAGUUAACUUUAACUGUAAAGAGGAGCUUGAAAGCCAAAGUUACAGACACAGAACAAAGAGGUGUGUUUGAAGUUUUGUCCACUGUCAGUGUCUUCGUAGGACUGUCCUGGUUUCUCUCUGUGAGUGUAUUAUCUCCGCUCUGCAGAGUUUUAUCACAACAACAUUCACACUGUGUUAGACUGGUUUGGUUUCCUCGAACUGAAUUCUUCCACCCUGCUCUCUCUCUCUCUCUCUCUCUCUCUCUCUCUCUCUCUCUCUCUCUCUCUCUCUCUCUCUCUCUCUCUCUCUUUCUCUCUGUUAGACUUCCUCGUUGUUCAGCUGAAGUCUUUUGUGUUUUACUCUUGCUGCCUUAUCAUGUUGGAAUCUUGCUGUAAAAAUAAGGAUUUCCUGUAUCGAAUCGCCGUCGAAUCCAGAUUAACGUUCACAUAUUUAAGGUGUCAGCUGCAGCCUGUAACCCUCUAUUAGAGCUGAAAUUAACCUAGGUUUAAAUAUGUCAAAUUUGAGUGCAUCCACUAAAACUGCUUAUUUUAAGAGGCGGUGUCAUGCCCUUUCAUAUUUUACAGACAAACUAGGACGUCCAAAUGUCAGAUGUGGAUACUGAAUAUGGUUAGAGUGUAAAACUGUGGGUUAAGAUGUUGGAGUAAUGAGACAUCAAAAACUCACACAGGAAUUAUGUGAUAGCCAUGCCAGAUUUGAUCAGUUUGUGACAUAACCAGUCAAAAAAACCACAAUAAUAUUAUUAAUAAUCUUGUUGGGGUUUUUAUGUGCCUUUCCAAACUUUUCCAGGUCAGUUUUGGAGUACAAAACAUGCCGCAAUACAUCAACAUUUGUAAAGGCAGUCAGUGUGUUUACCUGACCAGUUGAAUGGAGCUACAGUUAGAGACUUAAACCAUUGUCCUCCCAGUAUGCUCCUAGUUUACAAGAACUGGGCAGGGAUUUACUGAAAAAGUUUGAGUGUGACCUCAGUUAAGCUCACAGAUCUCUGGAGUUGGUACUUCCUGAAGUUGGUUGUUGAGUUUCUGAACUACUGACUUGACUGGUCAGUUUUUGCUGUAAAAUACAGUGGCCGUGAGGUGCAAAACACAACGGCAAAACAGAAAACACAACACAAAAACAGAAAACACAAUGCAAAAAGAGAAAACGCAAUGGUUAAUGUUGUUGUUUUUUCUGAUUUGCUGUUGUGUUUUCUCUUUUGUGUUGUGUUAUCUCUUUUGUGUUGUGUUUUCUGAUUUGCUGUUGUGUUUUGCACCUCAGGGCCACCAUAGUAAAAUGACCGAUCGUGUCAAAAGUUGACCAGCAACUCCAUUAUUCUGUGAAGUUAAACUCCUGUUUUUCUCAGAGUACUGUUUGUAUAUGUAGGUUCUCGUUCAUCCAAAUUGAUUCUAUACAUUUGUGGGCUUUAAACUUCCAACUCUGGCCCCAGUCACUUCAGAAAUGAUGACCUUUUUGAAGUGAGGCGAAACGUCUUCAAGAACCUCAAAUAAAUCCAGUUAUUCUGAACCUCAAACAAGUCCAGUUGCCCUUUCAACAAAGAAAUGGAUCAGAGUGCUGUUUUUGUUUGCAGGGAGUGUUCUAUCAGCUGUUUCUGUAGGAUAAAAAUCAUCUCUGUCUGUAAGAAAAGCUAUCUCUGUAAUUCUGUCAGACUGUGAAAAUAACAACCUGAGCCUGUAAGGGACAAAAAUCGACUACUUUAACAGAAUCCGUCUGGGAGAGAGCGGCAGAUAUUACAGGAAAAGCUGCUGGUUGAUCAAAUCUACUGAUAUAAUUUCACAACUGUUUGUUCCUGUUGGUCAAUCAGAGCUUGAAUAUGUAAACAAACAUGAGGUAACAAUCAAGCUUUCUAAUAAGACUUCAUGAAACCAGAAACCGUCUGACAAACUUCCUGGUUCUGCUUGUUAAGAUCACAACCACGAUACUCUGAUGACUCUCCACAGGGCAGGCCUCGCCGGUGUUGGAGGGUAUCACUGAGGAGGGAACAGACCCCACUCCAGAGGUGGUGGUGGCCCCCCCUCUUCCCCCAAAGAAGAGCCUCCCAGACCCCUUGGCACUGGGUCCAGCUCCACAGAAACCAGACAGACCUUCCUCUGUGAACCUGACCCCAUUCAUGCCUCCUCCACCUAUAGAAGGUAGCUCUGAUGUGGACUCUGUCACACCUGUAUGACCCUGUUACAGGUAACUGUCCUCUCAGUAAUGCCCCUCUGUCUUGCAGAUAUCCCAGCUCCCUUGGACUUCUCAGAGACCGACACCACCGAUGUCCCAGAGUUUGAAGACGUGACAUCCGACGCUAACUCACCUGAGCUCCAGGUGUCAGAGUGGGGAAACGGGGACUACACCAGUCCAGAGUCUCCUGAUGGACACAACCUUUCAGAACCUUACAGUAACGGGUUACCUUCUCCAGCAGCCGAGGUCCAUGCAGCACCAACAUACGGAGACAAUCCUCUGACAGAGACCAUCACCAUUCCCAUCUCUCAGGAGGCUCCUCCAGCCGAAGGGUGAGUCUCGGGCAUAACUCUGCUCUCUUUGUUCUAAAUAAUCCAGCUCUGGAUUUAAUCCCUGAUCCUGAUUUCCAUCCAGGGUUCCUGUUGUAAUUGGAAACGGCAUCUAUGAGAGCUCUGAAAAUGUGUAUGAGGAUAUUGGAGCAUCUGCCACAAAGAAGAGAGGAAAGACAGAAGGAAAGAAACGCAAAGGACCCCCAAAGAGUGAGUAAACUCAAGAUGUCUGACUUUACAAUCCAUUACAUCAUUAAACAACAUUAAAAUACAAAACCACCACAGUGAAGUUUUGAGCUGAUUAUUAAUCCACACACUUCAGAAGCUCCUCUGAAGUUAGGAUACACUUUACGUCCCCUUGAUGCAGCCAAAUGUACAACACAAGUCACAACUUAAUAACUUUCCACCUUUAACUAGAGGUAGCAGACUGCAGAUCGUCUGGUUUAAUCCAGUCUGAAUGAAAGUUUCCUGAUGUUUGACUAGUAGUAAAAGAGGAGAAGCUGCACAAUGACUAGUCUUCAGCAAAAGAAUUAGAUCCUAAUGUUUUGACCCUGUCAAACAAAAGACCUUGUACAGAGGGGUGGGGCACAGACAUAUACAUAAAUCCUGCAUACCAACAGGCUGAUAAGCACCAUGUUGACAGGUGUGAUCAAACAUGCACAGCCUGUUGAAUCUGCUCUCUCUGUCUUUGCUUACCCUUUGUUCAGCCGGAAUUGUUUCAUAUCGGUAUUUCAAAGUAGAUCCAGAGCUCUGGGUUGAAAAUAUAAAUACAAAUCAGCAGGCAUAUAUUGUGGGUUUAAUUUAUUUAUUUUUUACAGCUGUCCUCACUCUCUGUAAAAACUCGCCAGUGGUCCUGAAAGCUGUAUAGCUGUACCUCAAACCUGAACAAUCCUGUAGAUUUCUAUUAAGCGUCCUUUUUUCUCCCACAGAUCCGUACGCUGAAGCUGCACAGGAAACAGUAAGCUGAUUUUCAGUUUAAAAGCCUACCUUUGUUCCUGAAGUGUCUCUUAUAUGUCAGAGAUUUGAAUGAUUGAGGAGAAUUAAGUCUUAUCUGUUUCUGCUGUUUACAGAGUGAAGAGAAGAGCAAGACGGGCAGGUUUUGCAAGUAAGGACUCAGUUCAUAACCCACCUCCCUUUACAUGCACCCCUUAAAAAACACCCUGUCUAUCCUUUGCUGUUUAAAGUGAGGACAGUCUGCUGCUGUACACACAGCAGGGAGGCCUGCUCAGUCCAAAUGAUGCGUCCUUGCCUCUGUGUCCUGCAGGAACGAGAAGAAAGCAUCUACCGAGGGGCCGGACGAGAAGGAGCUGAAGAAGAAGGAGAAGCAGCGUCAGGAGAAGGAGAGGAAGGAGCAGAAGGAGAAGCAGGAGAGAGAAAAGAAGGAGCAGAAAGAGAGAGAGAAGAAGGAGAAUGAGAUGAAGAAGAAAUUCAAAGUGAGUGAUGUUUUUUUUUUUUUUUUGAUGAUGACAGAGGAGGGAGGGUGGGGUCUACGUCCUGGCAUUUAAACCUGUCUGGAUUCAUUCCUCCUGCUGGAGUCGAGCUGAGCGACCUAUGCAGCACGGAGGAAUCUGAGUAAACACCGCCUCAUUGUUUCUGUAGUUUGACACAGAUCUACAGAGCAGACUCUGCUUUCACUUCUUAGAUUAUUAAUAUCAUUAUCAUGGAGGUCUCUGGGAUCCACAUGGGCCUAUCAGAACUGAUGUUUAGGACCACUGUGCAGAUAAGAUAACUGUUAUCAUCAAGUGUUGUAGUUCCCCUCUACUCUUGCGGAUUAAAACAAUCCUGCUCCGUCCCAGCAGUCAAGCAAUGUUUAACUUUCCAGAAAUCUGUAUAAAACAGCUGUUUACAUCCUAUAAACUGUGCACCUGACACCUAACCCAGCAAGGACACUUAUGAUUUAUAAAUUGUCAUUAUUGUGAGAGAUUGUCUGACAUAGAUGAGACCAUCUGACUCUUAGAGACACCAAACUGUUCAAAUAGAUUUGAUUAUAUCCUCUUCUUCCUGCUGUGUCUCUAGAUCACAGGACAGGAGGACGCCAUGUAUGAGGCCACUGUUACUGUGACAACCAAAGGACGUAAGAACGAUCUGCCCGUCACAAGUGGGGACGUCAUCAGCGUCAUCAGGACAACAAACUGUCCUAAAGGGAAAUGGCUGGCUAGAGACAGCAGCAACAACUGUGAGUGCCUAAAAGCUUGAAAGCUUCUCAUUUACAUCCUUAUUCAAAUCUUAGAUAUAUUUUUGACUGUAUUUUGAAGAAGAUUCAACAUGUGUACAUUCAAUUUGAUGAAUCUGCAACAUGUUUGUAAAAAGCUGAUAAAGGGACAACCAAACAGGUAAAAAGUUGUGUAAUGCUUAAAAAAGAAAUAGGUAGAGGAACAUCUCCAACUAAUGAGGUUAAUUUCCAACAGGUUAGAAACAUGACUGGGUAUAAAAAAGACAUUCAGAGAGGCUGAGACUCUCAUAGGGAAAGAUGGGAAGAGGUUCACCUCUCUGUGUAUAUAAUAAAUACAUAAUAUCCUUAAAAGAUUCAUAGAAUCUGGAGAAAUCUCUGUACAAAAGGGACCAAAACCAAUACUGGAUGGUCCUGAUCUUCAGGGCCUCAGGCAGCUCUGCAACAGAAACUGUCAGGACCUUGUAGUGGAAGUCACUGCAUGGGCUCCAUAUUACUUGUCAACACAGUUCAUCACUGCAUCCACACAUGCAGGUUUAAACUGAACCAUGCAUCGCGUAUUUCAAGGCUUCAUGAAUGCUGAACAAUAUAUACAGGUUUAGGAAAUGCAGUUCAUUUUCUGUGUGUGUGUUUCAGAUGGGUAUGUUGCCGUGGAUCACGUGCGGCUGGACAUUCAGGAGAUGUUGAACAUGGGGAAGAAAGCAGCGAUCAGCCGCAAGACCAACAUCAACAACAACAACGUGGUUGAGCCAGAGGCACCCCGGGCAGAGAGCAGGUGUGUUUGUGUGUGUGUUUUCGUGUGCGUGUCUUUGUGUGUUUUGUUUUUUAUAUAUAUAAUUAUAACACUGCAGAGUCUUGUGACAAACACUGAUGCCCAUUUUUCUUUUUUUGUUUCUCAGAUCUUCAAAUCAUUAUCCUCUAUCAGCAGAGAGCUGUGAGUAACUUCUUCUUAGUUCAUCAUCAGUGUGUGUGUGUGUGUGUGUGUGUGUGUGUGUGUGUGUGUGUGUGUGUAAAUGUGUGAUAGUGUGUAUGUGUGCUAUAGUGUAUAUGUAUUUUAUUUUAGUGUAUAGUAAUAUUAUUUUAGUGUUUGUGCAGCAGUCUGAUGUGUGUGUGCUCAGUCACAGAUGACAGUGAGGAGUGGACUGGUGAUGAUGAUGAGCUCAUGACUCCUCCCCCUAACGUCACAGAUCCUCUCGCCUCACUGUAAGUCCAUGUCAGCAUGAAAAAAGCAUGUGAAGGAUUCAAAUCUCAUUAACAUAAUUUAUUAUCGGAUGUUUACUUAUUGAUGAAAAGCUGUUUCUCACCUCUGACCUGUCAUCUGCAGGGGUCACACCAGAACACUCUCCAUGCCUGACAUGGGUAAGAGCAAACUGACUUUUUUUAUUUGAUUUGAUCUGUGGAUUCAAACAAGCUAUCUGUACCCAAAUACAAACUCAUAUUUAAAAGUUUUUUUUCCUUAAAAAAUUGUCAUGACCAUCAAAAACACCAAGUUAGCUCUCAGUCAACAUUUUUUUGCAAAUUCAAUCCCUGCAUGUUUUUUUAUUUAUUUUAACCUUGCAGUUUUGACCGUUCUUUCCAACUUUCUGCACCAGGAAGUGGAUGACCUUUGCUGGGGCAUUUACAUCAGUCAUUCACAGCUAAUGUUUCAAACAAAAAAGCCUCAAAGGUCAAAUAAAACAGCUGUUAAUAAUGUGUCCUGGUGGUUUUACGCAGAAGGUUUUAAAUUCACUAAGACAAACCCUCAUAAAUUCAGUCUCUAUGGAGGAUCUGCAGCUUCUCAGCGUCUGACCUUAUUAAACAUGCAGUUAUUUAAAUGGGCAGGGCUGCUAACAAGGCCCUCCGCUGAUUGGCUGACAGAGUGAAGACGUCUGUGUUGGUUUCUGCGACCAAUAACAGAGCAGUGGGAAAGUCUAUCUUUAACCUUUGACAUCUUAACUCUACAAAACUGAAGCAGAACCAGAAUAUUGUAGUAGAAAACAAAGGGGGAGUAGUUUUCAUGCAGCUCUUUAGACGCUUUACUUUCCUAGCAGGUGGAACAAUGGGGGAAAUUUCACUUCCACAUUCUCAGGACUGCUCUGUUGGAAGAUUGCGCAGUUACUUCCUCCACAAGCUGGAAAAUCAAGUGUUUUAGGCAACAGUGGCGGAAUAUGUGCACGAAAAGCUGCAGGGACUGAACAGAGUUUACCUGCAUGAGUCUGGUCUUAUCAUCUUCCUGUGGGUUAUCUUUAAGAGCUGACAGAGAUCUUACAAAAACGCUGAUUUCAGAUCAGCAGAUCAGUGCUCAUACACAAACAAGGUUUAUUUAGGAUCACUCAUAUUCAAAGGAAUUUUAAAGGACAAAGAUGUUAUUUUCAUUGAUUUUAUUUGUGUUCAUUAUUGCAAUCACACCCUAGUAUAUUUGUCAUCUCUGAGACACAGUGAUGUUGGGUGAUGUUGCAUUGAUUUACUCUCCUCUUUUAAAUUAAAUUAUCAGAUGAACAACUUUUUAUGUUAGGUCUCUAAAGUGUUCAAAGUCAUUUAAAGUAUGAAACAUUAAGAUAACUGACUCCUCGGCUUUGUUUGCAGACAUUAAGUGUGUGAGCAAGUUGUUUGUGCAAACAGAAAGAUGAAUCUGCAAAGGUGUGUGUAUGUGUGAUGGUGGCUCAGCUGUUAUGGGUGAGUAAAUGCUGCAGGUGUCACUUAUCAGAGUGUUAUCUGUUAUACUGUCUUGAAGGAAACAAAGAGCUGAAUGUGAACCACCAGCACAGCCACAGUGACAUCAACCCAGACGGCACACAUGACCAGUGAGUUCAUAUAUACACACACUCUUAACACACAGACAUGUAUGUAUACAUACAGCUUCAGUGUGCGCAUGGACAGCCGAGUUCAUCAGUGUUUGUCUUUUUAUCAGAGCGAGACAUGAAGCACUUCAGAAGUUGGCCACAUUUUUCCACUCUCCUAAACCUGUGGAGCCAGCUGCCAGGUAGGCAUGCAGUACUAACCUGCUGUGCGCGCACACACACACACACAUAUGAACUGUGUUUAAUCUUUGCUUUUUCUUUGUGAUUGCAGCAGCACUGCACCAGAGACCGGUGAGUGAAAACUAAAGAUCUCAUUAUUUUACGAUUUUUUGAACAAAUAUUGAUGGGUUUUGUUGGUGAUGAGAUACUUAAUCAGAUGAGUUAAUAAUCACUCAGAUCAGUCCGUCUCAAACAUGAAGCACCCGAUACAUCUUCAAACACAUUAGAUAGACGUAUUUCUGAUCGAUCUUUCCCCUCUGUUUGUGUCUCAGGUCCUGACCUGGUGAAACAGGAAGCAGCUCCUCUGUAAGUUGACCCACAGACACACACACAGAAGAAUCUUAGACAUGUGGUUUAACCUGCAGAUGGACACUUUCCUCCUGUCAGCCUGGGAUGAGUCAGUUCAGAGACGGCAGAGAGCUCUGAUUGUUUUUGUGACUCAGAGUAGGAAUGAAGCUGCAGAGCGAGCUCUCAGUUUCCCUGUUCUGGGUUUUUUGGUCUUAGUUUCAUGGUUAACUUCAGCUCUCUCUCUCUGUAAUCUGGUACUGCAGCGCACCCUGCAGCCUGAUCUUUAGAUAGCAGAUUCAUGGUGUUGAUGUGUUUGCUUGUUUUUGUAGACCCGAAGCUGAUUCUGACCAGACACAAGAGCCGGGCUUUGACCCCACGUUCAUUUUACCUCCCCCUGAGCUCUACGCUGACCUGACUGUGGAAUAAUGGACACACAGGUGAGACACACUCACCUGAACUUUAGGUGCUCUUCAUAAAUGUGUGUUUCUUUGUAUUCCAAAUCCUCCUCUGGAGGAGCUCUAGAGGUUUCUAGAAAACUGUCUCUCAAUUUUAGAUUACAGAUAUUCAACGCUCUGCAAAGAUGGUAAAUGUAAAGACAGAGUCUCGCUCUGUUCCUGCUCUUGGCUGUCUUCCUUCCCCUCACCCUCAUUCCUCCUCUUCCUCCUCUCAGUUUGUCUCCAUCUUUUUCUGAUAUCACCUUAAGCUCCCCUCUUAUACCGGUUUAUACUGGUUUCAUCAUCAGUAACAAGUGUUUAGAGUUGCUGUGUGUAACUGUGUCACCUGUGCUGUUAUUGUGUUUAUAUCCUGAUACCCAUGGUUACCAGUGUGCAUCACAAGUUCACCAGAGUGUAAAAUGUACCUGAGUGAGUGAGAAUGUGGGAGGUGGCAGAGGAGGAUGGAGAGGACUAAGGUUGAAAACAGAGAGUAAUUUACUGUCAUGAACUUUGAUGCUAUCAUUUUGAUUUUGCUGGAAAAAUAGAAGUUUUGUGAAAGUAGUUUUUGUCCACGAUUUAGAUAAAAAGGUAGAAGGUUUAGAGAAAUGCGUUUGUAAACCAGCUAAAGUUUGCAUGAUUAAAAAUGUGAUCAUCACACACAGACAUGUGUUUCUCUUUCUGCAGGCGAGCAGAGGACACCGGCCGUCUGUGGAGUUCUUCUUCUUACAAAAACUGUGACAGUACCUUCACCUUCUUGACCUUUGACCUUUCUCACCCACUGACUGCAGUAAUGGAUCAGUAGGAGGAGGAUAACGGGAAUAUCUGGCUGUAAAGGAUUUUCUUUUUCUGCAGCUCUUAGAGAGAAACCGCUCAGGAACAGUUGACCUGGUGAUUCUGAGAGACUUUGAUACCUGAUCAACUGCUGAUCUCUGCAGAGGACUUAUGAUUUAUUUCAGACGCAAGAGCCUCUGAGACCCUGAAGAUAAAACACACACUGACUGUCAACACCAGGAGGUCAGAUCUGC
Xyrichtys novacula (pearly razorfish) is the source of this 16214-nucleotide messenger RNA. The record is from the annotation of a GenBank genome assembly. Lineage: Eukaryota; Metazoa; Chordata; Actinopteri; Labriformes; Labridae.